Molecule: messenger RNA, 1430 nt
Organism: Tachysurus vachellii
Lineage: Eukaryota; Metazoa; Chordata; Actinopteri; Siluriformes; Bagridae
Gene: slc25a3a
Product: solute carrier family 25 member 3a
Exons: 8
Coding region: 229-1296 (355 amino acids)
Biological process (GO): mitochondrial phosphate ion transmembrane transport
Cellular component (GO): mitochondrial inner membrane
Molecular function (GO): phosphate transmembrane transporter activity
Source: RefSeq, a predicted model, not a curated record
UUUAUUUAUUUAUUUAUUUAUUUAUUUAUUUAUUUCUGCCCCUGAACCCGAGUGGUUAGAGGUGUGAGGGUUGAGCAGGUUUGAGCUCCGUCUCUGACGUCACUGAAGGACACUGAAGGAGGAUUUAGUGCGAGUGCUGCGUUGGUUUGCGUGACGCUGGAACUCGCCGACUCUCUGAAGCGUUUCUGCGUCCCGUCCCACAGAUUUUACAGGAAGUUGCUGGUGAACAUGUACUCGUCAGGACCGAAGUCUUUAUCCCUUGUGAACCUGUUCCACUCGCCGCUAAGCUCCUUACCGCAGCAGCAGCAGGGAGAUGAACAGAGACGCCGGGUUUUGACCGCCGCUUCCUAUCGUGAAGAGUCUGAUGUGAGCUGUGAGUACGGCUCUAAUAAAUACUACGCCCUGUGCGGGUUCGGAGGCGUCCUGAGCUGCGGUCUCACACACACCGCCGUCGUGCCUCUGGACCUAAUCAAAUGUCGCAUCCAGGUAAACCCAGGUAAAUACAAGUCCAUCUUUAACGGCUUCUCCGUGACCGUGAGGGAGGACGGGCUCCGGGGUCUGGGCCGAGGCUGGGCGCCGACGUUUAUCGGCUACUCCAUGCAGGGUCUCUGUAAGUUUGGCUUCUACGAGCUCUUCAAAGCGCUCUAUAAUGACAGGCUAGGAGAGGAGAACGCUUAUCUCUGGAGAACAUCUGUGUACUUGGCUGCUUCUGCCAGCGCCGAGUUCUUCGCUGAUGUUGCUCUGGCCCCCAUGGAGGCGUGUAAAGUGCGCAUCCAGACUCAGCCAGGCUACGCUAGAACUCUGAGGGAGUGCGUCCCUAAAAUGUAUGCAGAGGAGGGGCUGUGGGCGUUUUACAAAGGUGUGUAUCCUCUGUGGCUGCGUCAGAUCCCCUACACCAUGAUGAAGUUUGCGUGUUUCGAGCGCACCGUGGAGAUGCUGUACAAGUAUGUGGUGCCCAAACCUCGCAGUGCCUGCUCCAAACCCGAGCAGCUCGUCGUAACCUUCAUCGCUGGUUAUAUCGCUGGUGUGUUCUGUGCUGUGGUUUCGCAUCCGGCCGACUCGGUGGUGUCUGUGCUGAACAAGGAGAAAGGAAGCUCAGCCGUACAGGUGCUAAAGAGGCUGGGACCUGAGGGUGUGUGGAAAGGGCUGUUUGCUCGCAUCAUCAUGAUCGGCACGCUGACUGCACUGCAGUGGUUCAUUUACGAUUCGGUGAAGGUUUAUUUCCGCAUGCCGCGCCCACCUCCCCCAGAGAUGCCCGAGUCUCUGAAGAGGAAGAUGAGUUUGGUGGGGCAAUAGAGAAAACACACACACACACACACACACACACACACACUCACUACUGAAACAUUGCAUGUGAUUUCCCCAGUGCAUGAGAGUGACAUGAAUUCUGGAGUAAAGUUUAUAAUAUUAAAAGCUCAAAGUGAUCAUAA